CAUGUUGUCAUGUUUGUUAUGAAACGCUUUUCUUGUACCGCAUGCGUUGAGGAGUGAAGGAUCUGUUUAUUUGUAUUUUAUAUGGUUCAGCAGUUUACUUGAAACUAUGUGGAUCAUUCCUAUUUUAAGCCGAUUUUCAUCACAGCUGGGCCGUACCAGGGCGUUACACACCAGUAGCGGGCUCCUCUUUCGGUGUACACCGACCCUCUGUGCAGAACCAUUGAAAAAGAAGAAAAAACUCGAUCCACAGAUUAUCAAACAGCGGGAAGAGCGCAGAAGAAAACGGCUGGAAAAACAAAUAAGACGGUUGGAAAAGAAUGCUCGUCAGCUGAAACCAAUUGAGGAGCUGGAAACUCCGAUGGAACUUAUCGAUGAGCAGGGGAAACGAAGGCGUGCCUCGUCUAAGCUAUCGCCCGAGCUUAUCGAGACACGUGCAUUGCUGGAGAAGCAAUGGGCCAAGUUCAAGAUGCAGGAGAAACUAGCUGACUAUCAGCUGUUCGACCGAAUUGUGACCGCUCAGACGAAGGCAUUGAACGAAUUGAAGCUCGAGUCCGAGGAUUUGUAUCAGCAAGCCAUUCAGCCUGACUCAGCGUUGGUCCCAUUUGGUGCGGAGGGACCGGUGGCAACACCUCCAAUCAAAAACUACGAGCAACCGGAUGGCGAAUACAUUGAUGUGUCGAAAAAAUGGGAGUAAUACUGACCGUAUGAAACCCAACCUAGUUCGUACCACCAGCGAAGAAAGGAACACACCGAUUGUAGAUUUUGUUAGAUUUUAGUAUCCAGUCAAACUAUUUUUAUCGUAAAUCAUGUUGAACUGUCAUGCCCAUCCCACAUAGAUCCAAUUCGACAGUAGUUGAUUAAAAGUAAGAAUGAAAGUGUUAGAAAUAGCGAUAUUCGUAUACGUUCGCAUUUGCUUUAUAAAUUACACAUAGGGAACAAAUGCGGCCUUCAUCAACAUGAACCUGAUUGACGCAAAA
Messenger RNA from Anopheles coustani, 977 nucleotides. Its product is annotated as large ribosomal subunit protein mL40-like. The transcript has 3 exons. NCBI's taxonomy places the organism in Eukaryota, Metazoa, Arthropoda, Insecta, Diptera, Culicidae. Gene Ontology annotation, cellular component: mitochondrial large ribosomal subunit; mitochondrial ribosome. The record is from RefSeq and is a predicted model, not a curated record. The coding region runs from base 107 to 694 and encodes 195 amino acids.